CCGGCGUCGGGGCCGAAUCGCCGUGUGGCGAGUUCGAGUCCCGCCUCCUGACUCUCACCGCUAGUCCCCGAGUCCGGGGCGGGGCGCAUUCUCCGAGUAACCUCUCCACUGCAAGGGGCGGUGGCACACGUUGGGCUUCACCAUGGAGGACUACCUGCAGGGUUGUCGAGCUGCUCUGCAGGAGUCCCAGCCACUGCAUGUCGUGCUGGGAAAUGAAGCCUGUGACUUGGACUCCAUGGUGUCCGCUCUCGCCUUGGCUUUUUACCUGGCAAAGACGAGUGAGACUGAGGAUGUCUUUGUUCCAGUUUUAAAUAUAAAACGUUCUGAGCUACCUCUGCGAGGUGACAACGUCUUCCUCCUUCAGGAGAUUCACAUUCCAGAAUCCCUCUUAAUUUUCCGGGAUGAGAUUGACCUCCACACGUUGCACCAGGCUGGCCAGCUCACCCUAAUCCUUGUUGACCACCAUGUCUUACCCAGAAGUGACGCAGCCCUAGAGGAGGCGGUGGCAGAGGUGCUAGACCAUCGGCCCAUCGAGCAGAAGCGCUGCCCUCCCUGCCAUGUUUCAGUUGAGCUGGUGGGGUCCUGCGCUACCCUGGUGACCGAGAGAAUCCUGCAGGGGGCACCAGAGAUCUUGGACAGGCAAACUGCAGCCCUUCUGCAUGCAACAAUCAUCCUGGACUGUGUCAACAUGGACCUUAAAAUUGGAAAAGCAACCCCAAAGGACAAGAAAUAUGUGGAGAAGCUGGAGGCCCUCUUCACAGAUCUGCCCAAGAGAAAUGACAUCUUUGAUUCUCUGCAAAAGGCAAAGUUUGAUGUGUCAGGCCUGACCACUGAGCAGAUGCUGAGAAAGGACCAGAAGACCAUUUUCAAUACCUAUGCUUUCUGCCAGGCUCACAGCUAUGACGCCCUGGUCGCCAUGACUAUCUUCUUCAACGCGCACAACGAGCCAGUGCGGCAGCUGGCUGUUUUCUGUCCCCACGCAGCACUCCGAACGACAAUCUGUGGAGUCCUGGAACGGUCGCACUCUCCAGCCCUGAAGCUGACCCCUGCCCCAAGCACUCACCCUAACGUCCAGGCCUAUCUUCAAGGCAACACCCAGGUCUCUCGAAAGAAACUUCUGCCUCUGCUCCAGGAAGCCCUGUCAGCAUAUUUUGACUCCAUGACAAUCCCUUCAGGGCACCCUGAGGCUGCCAGGGAGCAGGUGGACAAGGAAUCGGACAGGGCAGGUACCUCCCUGAUUCCUGGACUGAGUCAGGAUGAGGAGGAGCCUCCAUUGCCCCCCACACCCAUGAACAGCUUGGUGGAUGAGUGCCCUCUGGAUCAGGGGCUGCCUAAACUCUCAGCCGAGGCCAUCUUUGAGAAGUGCAGUCAGAUCUCACUGUCACAAUCCACCGCUGCCUUCCUGUCCAAGAAGUGACUAUUGGGAGGGGAGAGGGCGGCGGGCGGGGUUGCUUGAACCACCUCGAAUGCAUGUUUUGAGAGGCUUCAGCAAUUCUGUCUCAUUGCUCCAGGGUCUGGUGCACUUGUCCUGUUCUCGUAAAUCUGGGAGGAGAAAGAAGUAAGAGAAAGCAGCUGCUUUAGGAAUGGCUUUCUACCUUCCCCCCCAAUCUCCCCCAGUCAGAUUCUGUUAUUUAAUUUAAUUCUUUAGCUCGGCACUGACUCCCCAGGGGUACGAGGUAACUCCUACGCUGUUCCAGCAGCGUGGCACAAAAAGAAUGUGCACCCCAACAGCGCCCUCAGCAAGGCUCUAACGGAACCAGUAUCUCCGUGGAACCAAACUUGCAUUGUCUCCAUGUAUUCAUUUGUUCUCUCAUGGAUUGAAGUAUUGAUGGAAUACCUACUCUAAGCUCGGCAGAAAAUAGAGUGCUUCGGAAACUCUUAUUCCAGCUUUCAGCCUUUAGAUUUCCAGCUCCAUGACUCCUCUUUCUGCCCCAUUAGGUAAUGGUGUCUGAUUCUGAGACGGCUAAAUGUUUUUCCUGAACUUACUGUGACUCUUUUAGGAUUUGUUUCGGAGCAGGUUAGAGGCCAUUAUCUUCUGCCCUGAUCAUGUGGCCUGGCUCUCAGUUUCUUUGGAUCCCUUGUUCCAAAGCCACAGGGAGCCGGAAGAAACUCAGAAGACCCCUGAGCGUUCAGGAGGCGCUCAGAAAGGCCUCGUGGGCAUUCUCCCCAAAGAUGGCAGAACUGCACUGAGAGCCUCAGCUCUGUCCCCUGCCUUAGCGGGUCUGUCAAUCUCUUGUCCAUGUCAUUCUCUUCUUGGUCUGAUUACAAGGAAACAUGGAGUCCCAAUAGGGACUGCCCUGAGCUGUGUGUUCCUUGGCAACACACUUCAUCGCUAGGUCUCAUGUACUCCAUCUAUAAAACUAAGGAUCUAGACUAGAAGUUCUGUUUUCCCUGGGAGUGCUCAGGGUCACUGGAUUGUGUGUAUUUAUAUGUGAUUGUACCGAGGGACUCAGCCUCAUGUAGCAUGUACAGGGGUCUGAUUCAUGCCCUAGUGAUUCAACAAAGAGCUCCCUCCCACUGACUCGUUCUGCAUGUGUAGUUCCCUUUUUUCUUCACACCAACCUGUUCCCCCUUUUCCUACCCCCAGGCUCUAUUCCAUGUAAGUUGCCAACAGUUUCACUGAAUAGUGAGGUAUGUGAUGGUUUUGGCAUGAUGUCUUCAGUGCGAAGGGGACAACCGUGUGACUUCACUUUGAGGGGAUGAUGUGUGUAGCCAUUGGAAGAUAAAAAUAGUGGUGUGAUUACUGAACCAAAGGAAUUUAUGUUUUGUAACUUGGGUACUUUAUUUUGCAUUUUGUUAAAGUAUUAAAUAAUUUUUUCCUGG
Messenger RNA from Myotis davidii, 2823 nucleotides. It is a transcript of the gene PRUNE1, whose product is annotated as prune exopolyphosphatase. NCBI's taxonomy places the organism in Eukaryota, Metazoa, Chordata, Mammalia, Chiroptera, Vespertilionidae. Bases 143 to 1417 code for a protein of 424 amino acids. Gene Ontology annotation, cellular component: cytoplasm. Gene Ontology annotation, molecular function: exopolyphosphatase activity. The record is from RefSeq and is a predicted model, not a curated record. The transcript has 8 exons.